Messenger RNA from Saccharomyces eubayanus, 783 nucleotides. It is a transcript of the gene PUP2, whose product is annotated as proteasome core particle subunit alpha 5. Gene Ontology annotation, biological process: proteasome-mediated ubiquitin-dependent protein catabolic process. Bases 1 to 783 code for a protein of 260 amino acids. Lineage: Eukaryota; Fungi; Ascomycota; Saccharomycetes; Saccharomycetales; Saccharomycetaceae. The transcript has a single exon. Gene Ontology annotation, cellular component: proteasome core complex, alpha-subunit complex; nucleus; proteasome core complex. The record is from RefSeq and is a predicted model, not a curated record.
AUGUUUUUAACUAGAAGUGAAUAUGAUCGUGGUGUAAGCACAUUUUCUCCAGAGGGUAGAUUGUUCCAAGUUGAAUACUCUUUGGAGGCUAUCAAAUUAGGAUCUACAGCAAUUGGUAUUGCCACGAAAGAAGGUGUUGUACUUGGUGUUGAGAAGCGUGCCACCUCUCCACUAUUAGAAUCAGACUCCAUCGAAAAAAUUGUGGAGAUCGAUCGCCAUAUCGGUUGUGCAAUGAGUGGGCUCACAGCAGAUGCUCGUUCCAUGAUCGAGCAUGCGCGUACCGCUGCAGUAACACACAAUUUGUAUUAUGAUGAAGACAUCAAUGUCGAAUCCUUAACACAGUCAGUUUGUGAUCUUGCUCUAAGGUUCGGUGAAGGUGCCUCUGGAGAGGAAAGACUGAUGUCGAGACCAUUCGGGGUUGCCUUAUUGAUCGCUGGUCAUGAUGCGGAUGCUGGCUAUCAGCUUUUCCACGCAGAACCAUCUGGAACCUUUUACCGUUACAACGCUAAGGCCAUCGGUUCUGGUUCUGAAGGUGCCCAAGCGGAACUUUUAAACGAGUGGCAUUCUUCUUUAACUUUGAAAGAAGCUGAGCUUCUUGUUCUAAAAAUCCUAAAGCAAGUCAUGGAAGAAAAACUAGAUGAAAACAAUGCGCAAUUGAGUUGUAUAACAAAGGAAGACGGAUUCAAAAUAUAUGAUGACUCAAAGACUGCUGAAUUGAUAAAGGAAUUGAAGGAAAAAGAGGCCGCGGAAAGUCCAGAAGAAGCGGAUGUUGAAAUGUCAUAA